This is a messenger RNA of Culex quinquefasciatus (southern house mosquito), 4242 nucleotides long. Its product is annotated as cytospin-A. NCBI's taxonomy places the organism in Eukaryota, Metazoa, Arthropoda, Insecta, Diptera, Culicidae. The record is from RefSeq and is a predicted model, not a curated record.
GGAAACCUCAAAAGACAUCGCGGGGCAAUUUCGAAAAUUUCAAAGGACAACGAAAAAUUAAAUAACAUUUUAGUUACCCGAAACUCAUCGAUUUCAUCGGCACAUUUAAAUGCUGCUGUACCGUUGGUUAAAAUACGUCGAUUACCAUCGAAAGCUGAGGGAUUCCACGAAAGAGUGCGGCUAUCGGCUGUUGAACAUCAAUCGACGUCACGAGUUCAACCUGUUAGUUAUGUUCAACUUGGUGAUUUAUUCCAACUAGAAGCACCAAACAACAAAGUCUCAUUACUUGGUCUUAACUCUGAAGAUUCAUUAGACAUCGAGAAUACGACUUACAUUGAACCACCUGAGAUCAACAUUGCUACAAAGCACACAUCGGUGCAACUGAGAAGACAACCGGCUCUGAUAACUUUCUCUAGAGGUCAAGGACCUUCGGGAUCUAAACAUUCGUCACAGUCCACGACUAACAUUGCAGCUGCAAAUGGUACAACCAUCAAGGCAGCAUCAUCUGCGUCGAGCCUAGAUCGCGUUGGCGUAUCGGCUGCACCCAAAAGCGCCGGCAGGCAGGGCAGAGCCUUGCAUGGUUCCAGGGACAAACUAGAUCAGUACAGUCCCGGCAGCCAACAUCGCCAUUUCAAGGGCUCCAAAGAACGGCUUUCCGACGCGAAAUUUUUGAGCAAGGAUCAGUCCGGAGCUCGCAACCUCUCUAAACUCCAUCCGAUGCCUCUGAUUCAGCCAAAGUAUUCCUCCGAUAGUCCGUCACCACGAUCUACUCGCCAGUUGCAAAUUUCCGAUAAUCUUGACCAGCGCAAUGAUGAAGAUGCGUAUUCUAUCACGACCGAGGAAAUAGUCAUUCCGAAGGACAUGACAGCUAUCAACUUCAAUGGACCAAUGGAGGAUUUAAAGCCGCAUAGAAAUCAAGAGCUCCAAGCCCACUUGAGUCAACUGAAGGCGGACAAUGCAGCACUAGAGAAAAAAGUCGUUGAAAUGUCGUUUUCUCAUAAGGAAGUUCAAGCGUUGCGAGAGGAAAUCAUGAAGCUACAGGCAUUGCACGAGGCGAGCAGGAACGAACUCCAUCGAUUACAUGAUGAGAACGAGACCCUCCGAGACCAUCUCAAGUCGAUUGUGCAGUCGCCGUUGUCGGACAACGAAAAGCAACAAAUCAUUCGAGACUCUCAGCGUCUGCACAGUUCUGCGCCAGCAUCAAUAGCGUUGCCGAGUAGCAUGGAUGUCGAUGGAACACCGUGUGUAACUCCAGACUGGGACAAGCAGUCAUCGAGCAGUGAAAUUGCGGUCGCCUGUUUGCAAGAUAAAAUAACCCAGAUGGAAGAAACCCACUAUUCCACAAACGAAGAGCUGCAGGCCACGUUGCAAGAACUUGCCGACUUACAAUCACAGAUUAUCGAGCUUCAAAGCGACAACGAGCGUCUGGCCGAGGAGAAGGACGUCAUAUUCCAGUCUCUUUGCAGGCAAACUGAAAAGUUGGAAGAUUCCCGUACCCAGAUCGGAACGCUGCAAAAGUUGCUGCUCCGCGAGCCAAACCAGCAGGACGGAGUUUCCACGGAACGAGAGCAAAAGCUAGUGGAGUUACUGAAGAAUGCUCAAGAAGAGAGAGAAAGCCUUAUGUUAAAGCAGGAGGAGUUAAAUUCCGAACUGAACGAGCUAAAAGUUGCCUUAGAAGACACCACCAAUGAGAAGCUAAGACUGGUUGAGAGAAUUGGUGUCCUCGAAUCGACGAUCGAUGCAACGAAUGCAGAAAGAACUGAUAUUGACACGCAGCUGCUCCAAUCGAAGGAGGAUGGCUCAGUAAAGCAAAUCGAAAUCAGUCGUUUGACCACGUUGCUGGAAAAUGCCCGAGCGAAAAUCGAAGAACUCGAACAGGAUCGCGCUCUCGGGGACAAGUCCGACUUGGGUGAGCUACUGGAUGUGGCCCGGAAGGAAAAGGAUGGCUUAGAGAUCCAAGUGGCAUCGCUGCAGGAACAAAUCUCAAUCAGCCAGUGUGAAAUUCAGAAGCUGAAGGAUCAGCUGGCGCGCAUGAGCGAGGAGUGCAAGGUUGUACGAAAUAAUGCCAAAUGUGUCAUUUCCGAACUGGAGUACAAACAUGAAACGAUCAAGCAGGAAAAAUCCAAAAUCGCCAGUGAUUGUCAGCAGCUUCAGGAAAGCGUAAGUGAAUUACAGGUUCAAAACAAAUGCCUGACGGAGGACAAAGCCCAACUAGAAGCUCUUUUAUCUGAGACCCAGCGACACCUGGGUGAAACAGAACGACUGCUUGCAGUAAAGACUGACGAACUAAACCAAGAGAUUAGCUUAAGACAACAAGAGUGUGACGAAUGGGAACGAUUCCAGUCCGAUCUGCUGAUGACGGUACGCGUGGCGAACGAUUUUAAAACCGAGGCUCACAACGCCCGCGAGCAGCUUGCGCUGGACAACAAGGCGCUGCGUGAGCGUAUCCGGGCGAUGGAGCAGCAAAUUGAGAAGCUCAAUAAAUCUCUUGAUGUAGGUGUUGUGGAUGCAGAAAGAUAUCCUGUUUUGCUCAGUUAUGAAAAUCUGCGAGACCUAAAGCAAGGUCUAUCAGAUUCGAUCGAUAAUCUGGACGAGUACGAUCGUAGCGUGGACGAAUUUUCAAAUCAGGUCAACAUUUUGCGUCAUCAAAUGAAUGCGUUCUCGCUGUCGGCACCAGCAAUGUCUUCCGCUGUCAAUGAAGACAAAUUCAGAAAAUCACAUGGGUCUAUCAAACAUGAAGCAAAACCUGCAGCUGAACAUGCUGAAUAUCUACCACCUCUCCCAGCAUCUAAACCGCCAAAAAUGUCGGUGCGCUUUAUGGAAGAAGAUCAAGCAGAAGAAGUUGACUCUGUGUCAUUUGAAGCAAAUCGAUGCUCUUACGAGAUUGAAGAAAUAAACGCACAGCUGCGUUCAAGAGCAAUCAUUGAUCGUACUGAAACACCGGUGGCACCAGAUUCUUCCUUGAUAUGUGACGAACCAACUGAUUCUACGGGAAGCUAUUCGCCCGAACCAAUGUUCAGACCGAUAGCCGUGACUAGAAGUAACGAAAAUCUAGCAGAACAUGGCUUCACGCUGGUUCGUCCCGUGCCACUGUUUGCGUCAAAAAGCAUUCAGGAUCUUCGAACAACGCGCGAUCAACGAAAGUCAAACUUGGAUUCGUUGUUUUACUCCAAAAGUUCGGACGAUUUGAUUCCCGACAUUGAUGGCAUGACAAAGAUAACGAAUUUGUCCAAGUUUAAGAAAAAUCGCUGCAAUCGAUCUAGCAGCAACAGCUUGAUGAGCCUGUUUUGCCGGGAAGAUGAGCCAGAAUCAAUCUACGCAAAUGUAGAAUUCACGAGCAGAGAAACCAAAGGACAUUGUUGCAAACAAAAGCCUCAACCGUUGCCUCGUUCUAAUAGCAAUAUAGAAAAGGACGAAGUUAACAGCAAGAAAUCACAGGCUAAAACAUUAGUAUACGUGAUCGAUAAAACCAAAAAUGAAUUUGUUCUUGCUGACGAAAAACCAAACAACACGUUGAAAGAACGCGAAACGCAAACACCAAAGUAUGCAGAUGGUGUAAACACCUAUGAUGACGCAAAGCUAGAGCAACUGAGGCGAACCAGUUUUAUCUUUAACAAAUCUAAUGAUCCAGCAGAUGCAAUCAAAGGGGCUAACAAUACUAAAACGAGGUUAGUUGCAUCCACCGAGUCCCAUCAGUCGAUCUUCAACACCGUGCAGCAGGAGAUGGCCGUGCGGCGGCAGCAGAAAUCGGCCAUCCAGCGGCAAGAUUCCAGACUGUCUGUGAAGAGUCUUAUCGAGAGCAUUGAAAAUUCCGCCAAACAGGCUAAAAUUUCCGCCGACUCGCGAUGCAGCUCCAGCUCGAGCAUCAACAGCAUUCCAUCGGAGACAGCCGUCAAUUCUAGUGUACCUUCCAACAGUUCAUCCAAAGCCGAAACUGUUCCCAAUGGCAACGAACGAGCAAAUGUGCUCCACACACCACUAAUAUCAUCGAUGUCCGCAAAGAGCCCGUUACGAGAGCAGCAGCAACCCACCACCGGCAACAACAUAAGCAGCAAUUCCAAAACAGUGCAACAGGCGACCGGAAGGAUCCGCUGAACGCGCUCGUCAAGAACGGUGGCUCCAAACGCAACGCCUUGCUUAAGUGGUGUCAGAACAAGACUGUCGGCUAUCGAAACAUUGACAUAACCAACUUUAGCUCGUCCUGGAACGAUGGCCUCGCGUUAUGCGCGAUCAUGCACUCUU